UCCUAAAGCAGCGCCACUAGACAGGCAAGUCAGCAACGCCUCGUUGCCAUCGUCAUGGCGUCUCGUCCGGCUCUCCUUCUGGUCCUCCUCACCGUCGCCGCGUGCUUGCUCUCGUCGCUCCACCCCUCGGCCGCCCAGACGGAGCCAUUCCUCGUGACAAAGGCGCGCAGCACGCGCGCUUAUGCGACCAACUGCACCAACGACUCGGUCAAGGCCAACGCCACGGCGGCGCAGAGGGCGCAGGAGCUCCUCGCCGCCAACGCCACUCUCGCCGCCGCGAUCGCCGCCUACAACGACGCCGUCCCGCUCGUGAACCGCCUCAAGGUCGUCCUCGCGAACAAGAUCGCCGUGCAGACCGAUGUGAACGCGAAGCUUCAGAACCUGCCCGGGGAAAUUGAGGAUCAUACGGCGCGGCUGGAGCGGUUGGUUGCGGAGAACGUGGACGACGCGUCGAUGAAGCAGGCCGUGUCGGACGUGCAGCGACGCGUGACGAUGACGGCGCAGCUGAUCGACGACCAGCAGGCCGCCAUUGCCAGCUUUAACUUCGAGGUCACCAAGGCGACAAAGCGCGCCGCGGAUCCGAGCCUCGCGGGCACAGAUCUGGCUGCUGCGAAGGCGGCUGUGCAGGACGCCAUUGUGGCGAAAACCGAGGCGGAGACGAUUCUCCAGGAUAUGAUCAAGCAGGCGGCGAGGACGCAAAAUCUCCUUGCUAAGAAGCAGGAGGCUCUUAAACAGCCCAGUAACGUUCAGGCGGACAUUGACGAGCAGAGGCAGAUGGUUGAGGAGGCGAAGGCUGAUUUGGCAGCUGCAGUUGCUGCUCAGGAUGAUGUCAAUGCUGCAGUGGUUCAGGCUCAGGCGGAUCUGAACUAUGCGACUGCGUCGAUUCCGGCUAAGUCGGCGAAUGUGAGCAACGCUAAGAUCCUGCUGAGCAAGGCGACAACUUACAAGGUUAGCGCGGACAGUAGCGCAAAUCUUAUGGCUUCACGUGCCUAUAAUGCCACUAUCGCUGCCCAGCAAGCUGAGGCGGCUGCGAAGGCUGCAGGUUACACAUGGGUAUGGUAAGUCGUGGGUUAUUAAUUGUUGCAAACU
Messenger RNA from Closterium sp. NIES-67, 1089 nucleotides. The record is from the annotation of a GenBank genome assembly. NCBI's taxonomy places the organism in Eukaryota, Viridiplantae, Streptophyta, Zygnematophyceae, Desmidiales, Closteriaceae.